Myotis lucifugus (little brown bat) is the source of this 908-nucleotide messenger RNA. RefSeq names its product zinc finger protein 732-like. The record is from RefSeq and is a predicted model, not a curated record. NCBI's taxonomy places the organism in Eukaryota, Metazoa, Chordata, Mammalia, Chiroptera, Vespertilionidae. Gene Ontology annotation, biological process: regulation of DNA-templated transcription. The transcript has 7 exons. The coding region runs from base 320 to 685 and encodes 121 amino acids.
GGCCCGCGCGGGGGAAGGUCACUCCGGGUCUGCGACUUUUGGCCUUUGUUGUGCGAGCCCGAGCAUCUGCGCGCACAGCCCCGCGCCUGGAAGCCCGGGGUCGCGGCGGGCCUGGAGAUCCCCAGACCGCGUCUCCAACGGGGACAAGGGAGUGUGACAUUUUUCAUCAUUUCAAGUUCCUUCUGCCUGUGAGUGUGGUGGAAGCAGAGGAAGAGGCUGUGCUUAGGCCUUUGAAAGCAUAUCCUCAAGACGCAGAUGUGAUUCCGCAACAUAAGACGCCUGAGGAAACCACCCAGAGCAGGAGGAGGAAGAGGACAACAUGGCUGCUUCUCAGGGACAGUUGACCUUCAGUGAUGUGGCCAUAGAAUUCUCUCAGGAGGAGUGGGCGUGCCUGGACCCAGCUCAGCGGAAACUGUACAUGGACGUGAUGUUGCAGAACUACAGGAACCUGGUAUUCCUGGGUCUUACUGUGUCUAAGCCAGACCUCACUUUUUUGGAGCAAAUGGAGGAGACCUGGGAGUUGGAGGAAGAAAAGACUGUAGUCAUCCACCCAGCUAUGUCUUCUCAAGCCACCCAGGACUUGUUGCCAAAGUCAGGCAUAGAAGAUUCAUUCCACGAAAUGUUCCAGUGGAUGAAAUGUUGCUUAUAUGUCGUGCUUGGAGAUUUUAAGUAUGGCUUUCAUUGAAUUCAAUGGUGUACAGAAAUAUCCUGAAAAUGUUACAUGGACAUCAGAGCCAUUGUCCUUUGAAGUGCUAUGGCUAUACCAUCUCAAUACUCUCCCCAUCCCACAUCGUCCUUGCUGAGCAUUGUAGGUACUGAUCAGUAGUUUAGAAUUUAUAUAGUGGUGUGAGAAGCAUCAGAAUGUGUUGAAAAAUUUGGAUUAUAUGUUUUAUGAAAAAGAGAGCUCA